Bacidia gigantensis is the source of this 540-nucleotide messenger RNA. RefSeq lists its product as uncharacterized. NCBI's taxonomy places the organism in Eukaryota, Fungi, Ascomycota, Lecanoromycetes, Lecanorales, Ramalinaceae. The transcript has a single exon. Bases 1 to 540 code for a protein of 179 amino acids. The record is from RefSeq and is a predicted model, not a curated record.
AUGCCAGCUCUUCAGCACCUCCGCCCCCGCUCUGGAAGCUCAGACAUGAAAGCCACCGUGACUCCCGCCAUCAUGAAACUCCUAAUCGCCCUCGUCGUUCUCCUAGCCUUCAGUUUCCUUUGCGUCGGUAUCCUAUUGCUCCUCCGCUCUCGCCGUAACAGCCAGAAACCCCUACAAGGCGAGGAGAAAUUGCCUCAACGAUCAAGUUCAAGGAUCUCCCACCGUCGUCACGGUGCCAACACUGCCCCGAUCGAUACCUAUCGCAGCGAAAAGGAAAUGUUAGUCGAGAAGGACGAGUCUGCCACUCCCGACAGUCCUGUGCCGGAGAUUCGAAUUACUUUUCCCGACGAGGUAGAUGAGAAGGAUGGACGGACCAGUUCUGGGAGGGUUGUUAAGGUGACAAUGAGUGAGAAGGGAGGAGUAGGGCUGGAACCUUACCAGGAGGAACAGUUGCCACCCUAUGAGCCGUCUGAAGGAAGAUUGCAAUCUGUGGAUUUAGAGCGGAUAGGAGGGUUGAAGGAGAAAGAGGCGAAGGCUUGA